Messenger RNA from Staurois parvus, 356 nucleotides. NCBI's taxonomy places the organism in Eukaryota, Metazoa, Chordata, Amphibia, Anura, Ranidae. The record is from the annotation of a GenBank genome assembly.
UGUCAGCUCCUGCACACUGCUUUGCAUGGCUGUGCACAGACAUUCAAAGCAGUGUGAUUACAGCGAAACACAAACACACCAGCACACAGUUAACCCUUUGAUCACACCUCAUGUUAACCCCUUCCUGCCCAGUGCCAUUAGUACAGUGCCAGUGCUUUUGUUUAGCACUGAUCACUGUAUUGGUGUCACAGGGGAUGUCAGUGACACCAAGUCAGUUCCCCCAAGUGUCAGAAUGCCCCCCGCAGUCCUACUAUAAGUUGCUGAUCACCGCCAUUACUAGUAAAAAUAAAAAUAAAAAUUCCAGUAUCAAUACCGCCAUUUAUAAAUGCUAUAACUUUCAUCUAAAUCAAUUAAUU